CUAAGGAAGAUUGUGAUGAGCUCAAAAUGAAAAUAUCUGCACUGGAAUCUCUCAUGUCUGAACAAACUGAGGAGAUGAAAAGACUCAAGACAGACGAUUCAGCCCAAAAGGAACAGUCGGAUUAUGAAAAGUCCAAAUUAGACUUACAGAGAAGAUUAAUAGAGCAUUACAGAGAAGAUAUAUACUACGCAUGUCUGCACUUCCACAACAACAAGAGGGUAAUCUGUAUGACGUUAAUGAUGUGUACGUUAGACCAAGAAUGACGAUUGAAUCAAAAGAAGAAAUAAAUAAGAAACAAGAGGUUGCAGACGUUCUAGCAAUGUCUGAUAUUUUUAAUAAAGACGGUAAACGUAUAAGGUCCAUCUAUGUUCUUGGAGAAGCUGGAUCUGGUAAAAGUAGUUUCUGUAAAAGUUUGGUACAUUACUGGUGUUUGGCACAUUCUGAUGAAGGACAAAGUAUUGAAGAUGAAUUCAGUGGGGUCAAGGAAAUGAAGAAAUUCAAGUUUUUAUUUUACCUUCCACUCCGUCAUUAUACAGAUAAAACGAAGAUCAAAGAAAUGUUGGAGGAAAAGUACGAGCACACUGCUCUUAAGAAGCUUCUUGAAUGCGAGUCUCGAAACUGUCUCGUUGUUCUUGAUGGUCUUGAUGAAUGGUCUCCUCCAGCGUCAAAAUGCCCUCCAGAGCGUGGCUCAUUGAAGGAAUAUACCGUCCUAACUACGUCACGACCAUGGAAAAUUGCAACUUUAGGAAUUAGCGAUAAUGAGAUACGACAAAAAAUUGUCCUUAAAGGGUUUGAUGAUAAAACGUCUUUAAAGGGCUUGAUUGAAAAGACGGUUCCGAUAUUAAACAAAACGUUUGAAAAAGACAGAGUUUCAAGCGAUUGUGAAAAGGCGCUUGAAAACAAAUCAGUGGCAAGUCUAAAAAAUACAGCAAUUAUGCUGCAACAGUUCAUUUGCCUGUGGUUUGACGACAAACUUCGAACUGAUACCUCGAGAUGUGCCCUGUACACUGAAAUGCUGGAGCUGUUCUUUGAUUGGCACAAGAAGAAACACCCCGACGACCACCUAUUCACAGAACUGAUGAAGAAAUCAGAAGACCUAAAACAUGUAGAACUUCCUCGCUAUUUGAUAGAUUCUGAAGUCUGUAAAUCAUAUAUUUAUAUCAUUCAUGAAGUUUCACGGCUAGCUUAUGAAACACUGUUCUACAACACGAAAGAAACAUCUUUGUCAUUUGACAUUUCUACUUUCGAACUACUGAAAAUAUCAAAAGAAGUAAAAUCAUGUUGUUUGAAAUUGGGAAUCUUGUCUGAAGAUAAAUGUCUGAGUUUUUCUGCAAGUAGAAUUAGAAGGUCGAUCAUUACAUUUGUUCACAAGUCACUUCAAGAAUAUUUGGCUGCUGUAUAUAUUGCUAUCCGUUUCGAAGAACAUAUCACGCCGUCCGCAGAUUCGGUAAACACAGAUUUAUCUGGUCAUUGUGGACAACUUAUUAAAGACGUUUUCAGUAAGUGCACAACAUUGGAUGAAAUCUUAGAACAAGAAAAUGUAUUAGUUAUGUUAUGUGGUCUAGAGCCUCAAAUCGCUUUGUCCGUUUCAAAGUAUAUAUACGAUAUUGUUACAACGGACAAACGCGUACUGCAGCACAGACGAACAAUAGAUAAUGAAUCUAGACAUACAUAUCUUAUCUCGACAGUCCAGAAAUGUAUUUUUAACUGUAUAGAAGAAAUGCAAGCAUGCAUACAGUCCAACCUUAAUCUAGGUGACAUAAUCCUUCAAAGUACGUCCGAUUGCGAGCGUUUAUGUAACAUUUUUGAAAGGCAAUUUAUUUCUCCUGACAGUGUCGUUGAGUUCAUUAUUGAUUCCUACAAAACGAACGAGUACCGAAACAGAGUAAUUAAUUAUUUGUCAAAAUUUCAGCGGCUUGAAGCAAUUCAUAUUCGGACAUUCGAUGAGAUUAAUAAUGAAAAUAUCAAGUCUAUCUGUGAUGCAAUUGAAGGUAAUACUUCAUCAUUGAAAGCACUGUCUGUAUAUUGUAGUUUUGAUAGUAAUUUGAAACAUAUUUGUAGAACAAUCGUCCGUCGUCUGCCUGAUAUGAGUCAUCUUGUCGCAUUAAAAAUGGAUACCAGAAUGCCACAUAAAGACGUUAUCUCUCUAUGCACUUUCUUAUCAGGCAGCAGUCAUCUUGAACAGAUAGCGAUCGACAUACGCUGUGAGCCCGGAACAUACAUGUUCCAUCCGCACCGGCAUGAAGUAGAUUUGUUCAAGCAUCAACAAUUACAGUACCUGCAGUUGAAUGAAUAUGUCACUGUGACUCGCGUGAACACUUUAAACCUAGAAAUAUUUGAAUGCUUAUCAUUAGAGAGCACAAACUGUGUGAAAGUAUUUAAUAAUCUUAGUACAGCUAACAAAUUAACAGAACUUCACUUGCAUAAUGAUAGGAAUUGUACAUAUAGAGAUCCUCCAUAUCAUACUGUAACAGACAAAUUGAUCACAUUGUUACCAUUAUUGCACCAGCUCCGUGAACUUACUUUACGACAUUUUACAUUUACUGACAAUAUAAUGAAAUUUCCCUCUGAGAUGAAGAGUAUGGAAGUCAUUGCUCUUAGUGGAGUCAAAAUGAGCUUGAUCAUAUGGCGGCAGUUUGUUGAUAGUCUUCCUCUCAUACCGCUACCUGUAAAGGUGAAAACACGGCGCAUGUAUAUACCAAGAGAUGGAGAAGAAUGUAAUCCUGAUACAACGUUAUCCAUAAGAGGAGGAGAAGGAGAGGAAGCAGCUGCAAGGCAGUAUGUUAGAGAACAGGAGGCGUUGUUCAAUGUGGAAUAUGAAAUGGACGACUCAUUUGAAUUUUCAACAAGACAGUAAUAUUCAUCGGUAUGAAUCAUUGCUGUUAUACUACUGAUGACUUUCUUAUGUUGUACUGAUUGUUGACAUAUGGCAAGUGUGUCAAAGUUGUAAAUCUACAUGUACCAGUUUCUAAUGAAAUAUUUUUUUUAAGAGUAUAGUAAUCAUGAGGUAGUGAAGAUUCAUUUCUUUUUAUGUUUUGCUUUACUAUUUGUUUCUUGUUGUUCAUGCCGGAUUAUUGAAAUAUAAUAGUGAAAUAAAUUUUUCACAGUAAAAUUAUCAAAUCUAUUUUAUACUGUUACCAAACAGGAUACGUUGUUUAAUAAGACAUAUAAAGGUGAAUAUUCA
Mercenaria mercenaria is the source of this 3184-nucleotide messenger RNA. RefSeq lists its product as uncharacterized. The transcript is spliced from 3 exons. NCBI's taxonomy places the organism in Eukaryota, Metazoa, Mollusca, Bivalvia, Venerida, Veneridae. Bases 191 to 2857 code for a protein of 888 amino acids. The record is from RefSeq and is a predicted model, not a curated record.